GCAUCCCAGAUGGGACUUCCUGCCUGAUACAAGGCAGGGACCCCGAAAAAAUAAUUUUGUGGGCAGUCCGGAACAGCAGGUUAGCCCAGUCGGCGCACGCACGACCCUGCGGGAGCGAAUCACCUCACGGACCGCCACCGGUCCACCAACGGACCAUAUUCCCCUGGUGCGGGAUGACGAGAAAAGACGUUGCCGAACUGCAGCGGGCUCCUGCAGGCCCGCUGUCGCGGAGGACAUCCUGCUGCCCCAGAGAGACGGGAUCCGGGAGGUGAGUGCCCUGCCCCAUGGCGAACGGCCCUGCGGGGCACACUUACUUUUUGUGUUGCAGGCAGGGACUGCCCGGAUCCGCAUCGGUGGCAACAGCGUGCCAAUCCUUGGGCUGUUGUCGACGGAGUCGCUGCAGCUCGAUAGGCCGCAGCAGCUGCGAAGCUGCUUGGAACAACGUCACCGCACCAGGAGAAAUAGAUCCAAAACGGCCGAGAACUGGAAGUCGCGCCCUGAGGCGGGCACAGGAUUGGUUGGUGUGACUGGUGCGCCCCCGAUGAUUGGAUGGAGGCGGGCCUCAGGAAUAUCAAUCCCGUGUUGAAGAAGGAUCUGAUGGGGCCGGAGGAAGGACCCCGCAGGGGGUGGCCAGCGGAUCUGCCUCACUGGAAGGUAGGGCAGCCAUCGGAUAACCCUUUGUGCUUGCCGGUGGCUCUGCGUGAGCUGGAGGAAUGCCUGCAGCCCGCAGAGUCGCUUUUGCAGGUAAUACGCGUCAUCUGUAAAGGUUUGAUGGAGCUGGAGGUGAAGGAGAUCGUAUCCGUGAAGACGCUGUGACAGUGGGCAGAUCGGCGCAGCGCUGGAGACUUCAGCCGGAUGGACGCAGCAGGGAAGGUAAUCAAAGCCGUCCCCGUGAAGAAUAUAUGUGAGAAUCUGCCAAAAUUGCCUGUGAUAACAACAAUCAGCAUCGAGUAUGCAGUUCUCCGACAGUAGAUGCGUUGCGGGGGGCUUUGCACGUGAUGAGGGGAGAGACAGCGAGAGGGCUAGCAGGACACAGGCUGUUGAGUGCCCGAGGUCCUAGUGCCCUCCGCCCCGAAUCGGUGGCAGUCUCGCCCCGCUCUACAGGGACGCAGACGGGAAGGAGUCUCUUUUUGCACAAUAAGGAGACUCAGACCGUCAGGGCGUCCCAGAGUGAUAGGAAGAAUCUAGGGGAGAAUGCCGGUUCUUCCAACAGGACGGGACGUGUUGCUGGGUGCACACGUCCGAGGAAUGGCCGUCCUCUGCGGAGGCAGAGGGAGAAUCCUGGGCAGGUGGAGGAGCCGCCUGCGAGAGCAGACCCGGCAUUGAAGAACGGACGGGCAUGGAACCGGUCAGGCAAGUCGAGGGCUAGCGACGGCGGGAGGAUCUGGUUCAAGCGCUGCAGGUCUGAAACCCCGACGAGCCGUUGGAACUGCCCCGUUGGGAACCUGCCCUCCUGGAACGGGCUGCUCCGUGGGGGGACGCUCCACUGGCGACUGGAUGGUGCCCCGGCUGGCGAGGACUGUAGAGGCGAGAGCGGUGCAGACCAGAGGGGCGAGAAAGCCUCGGAAGCGGUGCCAAAGUGGCGCGUCCCAGGUGUGUGGUGAAACAACAUGUCUACCUGUCUGUA
Polypterus senegalus (gray bichir) is the source of this 1627-nucleotide messenger RNA. RefSeq lists its product as uncharacterized. The transcript is spliced from 2 exons. The record is from RefSeq and is a predicted model, not a curated record. Bases 999 to 1604 code for a protein of 201 amino acids. Lineage: Eukaryota; Metazoa; Chordata; Cladistia; Polypteriformes; Polypteridae.